UUUCCUUGUGAGUUGUGAAUUAGCAUUUUUUUAUAAUUUUCUGAAGGACCCACUUCAAGUUCAUCGUCAUCCUCGUCAAACAUAUGCAAUUCUAUAGUUUUUAUUUCCUGGGUAAUUCAUAGAUUUUAACAUGUGGCUCAGCUCCUGAUAGAAUCUGAGCAAAAGCAAAAUCUAACAAGCCUGUGUUUCUCCAGAUUCUAUUCCUUCAAUUUUUUUCCCCUCUGAAAAUCUUUCAAUGUUCAACUGUCAGCUGUCCUCCACUCUCCUCUCCCAGUGGUGGGAAUUCAUUGCAUGUGGCUAGUGCCUCAAUCUCAAUGUUGCAUUUAAGUAGCUAAGGCUUUGUUUGCUUGUUCUCUAUUUCAGUUUGGUGGUAUCAUAACUAACCAGCAAUCAAUGUUUUGUCGGUUGAGGAGUCCACAGAUAUCUUUAUAUUAAAUACAAUUUUUAAUCUUUGAGUUCACUUUACAACUCCGUUGAUUUCGCCCAAAACCAACUCUCUUUUUCUCUUCAUUGGUGGAUCUUUCAUAGUCAUAUUCAUCUAUAUAAAAAUAUUAAUAAUAAUACUAUCCGUUCCCUUUGUUUAUAUAUAUAUAUAUAUAUAUAUAUAUAUAUAUAUAUGAUUUUAUUGCAUCACACCAUUGUUUCAUUUCUAUACUUUGCUUCUUCCUCUGAUUUAUUACUAAAACUGACUCACCCCAUUUGAAAACUCACUCUUGUUUCAAUGCUUUUCUUCUUAAUUUCUUGUUUUUCUUUCAUACUGCUAUCAAAGUCCUUGUCUUUCAAGCCUUACCCUCCAAUGAUCAGUGUCAGGGGAUUGUUGUCACCUUGGUUUUGGAAGGGAAUAUCUAGCUUUUUAGUAUCAUGGCUCCAAAAGGGUCAGCUUGCUAUUGGUUUUCAUCAAGUUUUAAAAAUCAUGCCAUUGAAAAAGAUGAAUCUUGGUUCUUCAAAACCAGAAAUUGUUCCAGAAGAGAAACUUUCUCUCUUGGAUUUGCCUGAGUUAACUUUGGAAUGCAUUCUUGAGAAGCUGUCACCAUCCGGAUUGUGUAUUAUGGCUGGAGUUUGUAGUUCUCUGAGGGAUAGAUGUACAAGCGACCAUUUGUGGGAGAAACAUAUGAAGCAAAAAUGGGGGAAAUUGAUUGGUGAUUCUGCUUAUAGAGAAUGGCAAUGGCACAUAGUGUCUAACAAGAGAGCAAGCCUCAAGAACCAAACCAAACAAAAGGACUUUUUCACUUCUCUUUAUACCCUUUUGCCCUUUAAUUGGAUUAGAGCAAAGAUUGAGAACAAUAGUGAGCCAAGAAGUUCACCGCCUGUUGAUUCAAUCAUGACUUGGUAUGUCUCUCUUGAGAGUGGCAAAUUUUGGUUCCCUGCACAGGUCUAUAAUCGUGAGAAUGGACAUGCUGGGUUUAUGCUGUCUUGUUAUGAUGCUCAGCUAAGCUAUGAUUCCAGAACAAACACUUUUCGAGCAAGGUACUCAAACCUUCGGAGUAGGACAGUUGAGGAAAAUAUAUCAUGGGAUAGGAUUAGAGCUCCACCAACUGAUACUCCUUCAAAUGUUCUUCACAUCUCAGAUUGUUUAGAUGACUUGAAACCUGGUGAUCAUAUCGAGAUCCAAUGGAGAAGCAACAAAGAAUUCCCUUAUGGUUGGUGGUAUGGUGUUAUUGGUCACUUGGAAUCAUGUGACAGAAAUGAAAAUCACUGCCAUUGCCACUACAGUGAUAUGGUGGCUUUGGAGUUCAACCAGUAUCCUGCAGGCUCGCAAUGGCGACAAACAAUGAUAAACAGGAAAGAGCAUCGUGAAGUAGGGAAUGAAGGUGAUGGGUUUUAUGGAGGAAUCAGAAAGCUUUACAAGGAAGAAGAGAGAGCAAUGUGGAAGAGCCUCUGGCCUGCCCGCACCUUGGACUAGAAUGUGAUGAAAUUGUCAUUUUGAGUGUACAUAAGCACUCUCUUCUUUUUUUCCUUUUGAACUGAGAAUUGGAAGGGACUGAUCACAGAAUAUAAGACAUAGAGUAGGCUAAACUUGAUCAAUUUUGCUCUUCACACAGAGCCUUGAAAGGAUGUAACUUUGUGCCUGCUGUACCAAAAUAUGAAAUCUCCAUUGAUACUCA
Molecule: messenger RNA, 2105 nt
Organism: Mangifera indica (mango)
Lineage: Eukaryota; Viridiplantae; Streptophyta; Magnoliopsida; Sapindales; Anacardiaceae
Product: F-box protein At2g26850-like
Exons: 5
Coding region: 722-1903 (393 amino acids)
Molecular function (GO): protein binding
Source: RefSeq, a predicted model, not a curated record